Messenger RNA from Elgaria multicarinata webbii, 1944 nucleotides. It is a transcript of the gene MTRFR, whose product is annotated as mitochondrial translation release factor in rescue. Gene Ontology annotation, molecular function: translation release factor activity. The record is from RefSeq and is a predicted model, not a curated record. Gene Ontology annotation, biological process: translational termination. Gene Ontology annotation, cellular component: mitochondrion. NCBI's taxonomy places the organism in Eukaryota, Metazoa, Chordata, Lepidosauria, Squamata, Anguidae. The transcript is spliced from 3 exons. Bases 108 to 602 code for a protein of 164 amino acids.
UUUAGGGCGCAUGCGCAAAACGGUCGAUACUGAGGCCUGUUGUUGUCCUAGGCGGCCUCCCUUGUCUCGUGUAAGUAGCAUCUAAAGAACCCCAGCCUCUCUCUUUUAUGCCUCCUUCAAGUUUCCUGCUCUUGGCAAACUCGUUGACUAGACUUCAUGGUUUCCCUCGGACACCAGGGCUUUGGGAGAAGCAGUGUUUUUUAUUUCCUCGGUGGCCCGGACCGUUGCUCCUUGAAGCGAGGAAGAAGAGUUCUGGGGACCUCCUGGUUCUAAAUGAGGCAGACCUGGAAGAACAGUGUGUCCGUGGCUCUGGGCCAGGAGGCCAAGCCACGAAUAAAACCAACAACUGUGUGGUCCUGAAGCAUCUUCCCUCAGGGAUUGUAGUCAAGUGCCAUCAGACGAGAUCGCUAGAGCAGAACCGCAAAAGAGCUAGAGAGAUCCUCCAGGAGAAAGUUGACAUUUUCUACAAAGGUGAAAGCAGCGAUGUUGUUAAAGAAAAACGGGAAUCAGAGAAGAAAAAGCAAGAGAAGAAGAGGCGAGCAAAGGAAAACCUUGAAAGGAAAAAGCAUUUGAAAGAAAUGCAAACGUUGGAUGACCAAUAGAGAAUUUAAGCAGCUUUUAACAAUACACACACAUUCUAGCUGUGGGGGGCUGGACUUCCAGGUUUUGCUUUCUGACUGAGACGUGACUAGUUGUCAUUUCCAAAAUACUCAUUUGGGAUCAAAAGAAAAGCACCCUGCAAGUCCCAGAGGCUGGCAAAAUGCCAAAGCGUCAUAAACUCACAUAGCAAAAGGCUGCAGAAUGCUCCCCAGAGCCAGAAUUAGCAUGUUCUCUUGGAUUGCCAGAUUUCUUUCUCCCAUUUUUGUGUCCACCAGUGGAACCAACAGACCCAUGUUGCCUCCCUUUCCAGCAGUUUGUGCCUCAGGUUGAUGGUUGGCCCUUGUUUUAAGGCAGGACUAGGUCACCCUGCCACUGCUCCCAGGUAUUUGUAUCCAGUUCCCUGCCGUGAAGAACACCUCCAGAGUUCUUUGGCAGUACACGAGGGCGCUGUUCAGCCCUUCCCAAGUCGAGUGUGUCAUUAGGUCGUGGCACAGUGCUAUGUGCAUCUUGGGGGCUGUAGCAGCGGAUGAGACCUGCUCCCAGGAUAGCCCCGGGCAUGAGAAUGAUGCAUGCAUCAAGGGCAGGGCACUGAAACUGAUGCAAAAUGAGCCAGAGAGGCGUGACAGGACAGAAGCGAAGCUUCCCAGGCACACGGUGCAACGGCAGAGGUGGCCUCGCCCAGUGGAAGCUGCACCGCGCCCUUUGCAGCCUGCCGAGUAUUGCACACCGCCUUCAGCCCACGAGGCCCAGCGUUGGGUGCUCGUUACAAAGGCACAAAGCGGCCAAGGAGAUGCACAUGCCGAGAGCAAACGCCCGGGCCUCCCUCCGGCAGAACACGGCUCUCUCUGGUGGUGCAGGCCAGAGGCCGUGGCUUCGUGGGGCUCUUGCCCUCCCUCUGCCACUGGGGAGAGCUUGACCGGCCCAGCAUGUUUUACCUCUGUGAAGUGCAGGCAGCUUUUCUUGUGAUUUUCAAGGGGCUCAUUUGGGGUCACCAUUAGGCAAGUGUCAGAAUGAAAAACCUGGAAGCCCUCCUUGCAGCCGUAGUUCUAGGCCAAAACGUCUGGAGCACCACAAGUGGUCCAUACCAGCUUUAUAUGGCAAGUGGGAAAGCUAUUGCCUCCUUUGCGACACCUGACAACUGCUGAGAGUUGAAGCUACAGCCCCACCCUCUGCCUUGGUGGUGCCUUAAGCACAGCAGGGAGCAGGUCAGCAGCGCCCUGGCUCUUCUGCCCGCCUGGCACGGAGCCUGCGGAGGCCUCACCAUCCAUUCGAAGAGCCGGAGUUUCCGCCGAGGGUCGUCGUCGUGGGCUCCGAGCCGUCCUCUCUACGCGGGUGUGACAGCAG